Molecule: messenger RNA, 902 nt
Organism: Aureobasidium vineae
Lineage: Eukaryota; Fungi; Ascomycota; Dothideomycetes; Dothideales; Saccotheciaceae
Source: the annotation of a GenBank genome assembly
CGAAGAAUCCGACGGUUCAGUCAAUCAUGGCAGGAAUCCAAUCCCAGCUGGACUCUGGAGCAGUACCCGGCCACAUCUCAAAUGUCUGCCCUCAAGGCACAAAGCUCUGGCUUCUCGAAUGCGGAUGGCUAGCAUGUGACGAGGGCUUCGUCGUACGCGGUGCCAAUACAUCUCUCGCCUCUACAGCCGGCCAAUCUUUUGAAAACAAGCGUCGCAAUCUUCCUGUGUACUGCUGCUUGAUCUCCCACCCACAUGAAGGCCUCAUUCUCUGGGAGACUGGUUGCGGAAAGGAUUACCCAGAUGUUUGGGGCCCGCAGGUGCAUGACGUCUUCCAUAGGGUCAAGUAUGAGGAGAGACACGAGCUUAGGAAUGCGAUCGCAGCGACUGGAAACAAGAUUGAAGAUGUCAAGAAGGUCAUCAUUGGACAUCUGCAUCUUGAUCAUGCUGGAGGUCUCGACGAGUUCUUUGGCCGCACAGAUGUCGAGGUUUGGGUCCAUGACAGAGAGUUGAAGAGUGCAUUUUGGAGUGUGGCUACUGGAGCCGAUGCUGGUGUAUAUCUGAAGCACUAUCUCAACUUGGACNUUACGUUCGAUGAUCGUACCAUUGACUUCUGUCAAGGCAUCACGCUGCAUCACCUACCCGGACAUACCGAUGGAUUGAUUGGCAUGCAGAUCAACUUGCCAGACAGUGGAACUUNNUUCUUCUUUAUUUCGGAUCACUGCCAUGUUAUCGAAAACUGGCGCGAUGGCAUCCCUCAAGGAUGGCUUGCUCGAGACCACCCAGCCUGGUUCCAGAGCACACAGCGUCUAAAGCGUCUCGAGCGUACAACUCGAGGCAGGGUAAUCCCUGGACAUGACGAAGAGACAUUCCUCGCAUUGCAGAAGGAGAAAGACGUGUUCACC